Linepithema humile (Argentine ant) is the source of this 4044-nucleotide messenger RNA. NCBI's taxonomy places the organism in Eukaryota, Metazoa, Arthropoda, Insecta, Hymenoptera, Formicidae. The record is from RefSeq and is a predicted model, not a curated record.
UAAAGGAAUUGUUAUCGUAGUUUUUAUUUAAAAAAGUUGAUAUUGUAUGCUAAUAUGUAUUAUUAUUAAUUUACUUCUGAAAAAUUAACAUUUACUUUAAGAAAUGUGUUGUACCUGAGUAUUUAUUAUAAUAUUAAACGUUAAACAUGCUCAAUUUCAUCAAGCUGUUCUAUCUUUGCGUGCAACAACGUGAAUAGUUCUGCAUUUUAAUGAACGGGCAAAUCGUGAUGUUGAUUGAUAAGAAAACUGGUGCGGAUAAACUGGAAUCCUUUCGCUCAACUUUUCUCGCCUCCGACUUCAUUUCGUAACAGGACUCGCUUUGGUUUCAGACUUUCACGCGGACCGCGUGCAUUUUCGAUCGGCACAUAUUCGAUAAUUACAUUAACGCGAUUGGAUAAUUGUAUGUAUAUUAUUAUAUCAGAGAAUUAAACAGAGUGAAAUGGUUUAAUGAAUUCAAUUAAAUACCAUGGAUGGAGAUGAGCAAAGAGAAUUAAGCAAAUACAAUCAUGUGUUGGUCGAAGCUGGCGACGUCAUACUCAGGGUGAACGAAGUCGACGUCAAUCGAUUCAGUACAAAAGAAGUGCUGAAAUGUCUCCGGCUAUCUUCGGAUCCCGUCACCCUCAAGCUACGAAGGGAUCCUGCAGUAAAGGCACACGUUCGCCGCCUUCUUUCUCCCGCACAACCCUCCAACGACGGCAAGACAGAAUCUUCGAAGGACAUCCUGGUGAACAAUCCGAAGAAUGUCGCCACUUGUGGCAAUAUAGAGAACAAGGAGCUCAGGAAAACGCCGGGCAUGCCGGAAGUAUCCGCAAAUUCGUCAACGCCUACGCCGGUGGCGGCGACGAGGAGCAACGGCUCGUGCAGCGAUGCGUCCGUCUCGUCGGAACUAGAGGCACUUCUACCACCCGUGGACAAUUUCAAGGAAGAAGAACGGACCCAAUGGGAACCCCUCUCUGCCGAGAAAUUUCCUCGACAAAAAAAUACUCCUAGGUUUGAAGCAUACAUGAUGACCGGCGACCUGAUGCUGAACCUCUCGCGCACGCAGCAGAGCAGUAAUUUGCUACCGAAGCAGCAUCAGCAGCGGAAAGUCGACUCCCUUAGGUACAACCCCAAUCACCAACACACUACUACCAUCACCACCACCAGCACCCAUCACAAUCACAAUCACCAUCAUCAUCACCAUCAUCACAACUCGGUGCCCAGCAGUCCCAAUGAGACCCAACUGGGCCACCAGCACCACCAUCACCAUCGAGGAAAUGCCUACAAGGCCUCCAGCUCGGCUAGCACGUCGCCCGUGGGCGCUGCAAGGCGUGACGGGGCUCAGGGCACCCCGGGUGCUCUAGUCCAGGUCGAUCCUAGCAAGAAUACUCCCUCGAGCUUCGGUUUCGUGCGUACUUCGCGAUCGGAGGACCAUCUGCAGUUCCAAAAGGACCCGUCGAUGAGCGCCGUGGACAUCGACAUCGACGAUGACGUCACCUCGAGCCUGAACACACUGCUGGACCCGCGACCAGAAGGCCUGAUGUCGAACGAGCGAAUUGUUUGGACCUACAACGCGCCCGUCAGCUCGCCGGCCGCUUCCUGCUGCCAAAACGGUGGCUCCUCAUCCUCAUCCUCUUCUUCAUCAUCCUCCUCGACAAGCCCGCAGCGUUCUCUGUCCCCCGCCUCCCCCACUUCCGUCUCAUCCUCCGUUAUGUCCUCCAACUCUGGAUCCCGCAGGUUCCCGCCGGUUCAGACUGUUCCUGGGGUCUCCGGCGCCCCGGGUGGUCAUCUUCCCGCUAAUGGCGAUCUCAGCCAGUCGGAGGCUAUAAGCAACAUGUCCAGUCCGGACUACAACGACGAAGAGACCAUGGAUAUUCUUAGCGCGAGGGAUAUCAUGAUGGUGAGCGAUCCCAGCGACAGCGAUUCCACCAUCUUGGCGAGCGAACCGCCCCAGAGGAGGCUAAAGGCCAAUCCUCAGGAUGCUGGAGAGCAUAGAAUCGUGAUCCAAGUGAAGGGACCCGACAAGGAAACCCCGCGAAACACGAGUCCUAGGCAGAUGAGGAGAAGGGGAAACCCCAGUAGCGAACUGAUCUCUCCUGCCGCACCUCAAAAUUUACAAAGAAAUCAAUCCGGAGUCCCGGGAGUUCCUGGGAUCGUCACGGGAUCCUUGGCGCCCGAAUGCGUGGGUUAUCAGGAAUUGAAAGAAAGCGAGGAUGAGAGAGAAGCUUUGAUGGGUGGAAUAGGCGACGAGCAAAAGGGCCACGGGAGUGGCGCGUCACCGCCGCAGUCAGCGGAUGAGGAGAGCGACAUCGAGAGCUUGCACAGCUUUCACUAUAGUCCGAAAGCGGUAGAUUUGCCCUCCGCUGUUCGAUUGGCCAAACGUCUCUAUUCACUGGACGGUUUUAAGAAAUCCGAUGUCUCCAGGCACCUUAGCAAAAACAACGACUUUAGCAGAGCCGUGGCAGAGGAGUAUCUGCGCUACUUCAACUUCGAGCGAGAUACGCUAGACGUGGCUCUCAGAAAAUUCCUCGCUCAAUUCUCUUUGACGGGAGAAACGCAAGAAAGAGAGAGGGUUCUGGUCCAUUUUUCUAAAAGAUAUCUGGACUGCAAUCCCGGUAGUUUUAAUUCUCAAGAUGCGGUUCACACGUUGACUUGCGCGAUAAUGCUGCUCAAUACGGAUCUACACGGUCAGAACAUCGGUCGGAAGAUGUCAUGCUCGGAAUUCAUCGAAAAUCUAUCGGAACUUAACGAUGGUGAUAACUUCCCGCGCGAGGUGCUUAAGCAGCUUUACAACGCCAUUAAAUCGUUUCCUCUUGAAUGGGCCUUAGACGAGGAAGGGGAUGAAGUGACGAACCAGGUGAUCCAACAGGGCGACGGUGCGGCGGCAAUGGCCGGCACCGGAAAUCCAUUUCUCGACGUGCCAAAUAUCACGGGCGCUACAGAGUUCAAAAAGGGCUACGUUAUGCGCAAAUGUUGUUACGAUUCCAACGGUAAAAAAACUCCGUUCGGUAAGCGAGGCUGGAAAAUGUAUUAUUGUACGCUACGCGAGCUUGUGUUAUAUUUACACAAGGACGAGCACGGCUUUCGUAACGACAGUUUACACAAUGCUAUACGUAUUCAUCAUGCAUUAGCCACUAAAGCGACCGACUACACAAAGAAACAGCACGUCUUCCGGUUACAGACAGCUGAUCAGGCCGAAUAUCUCUUUCAGACGAGUGAUUCGAAGGAGCUGCAAUCGUGGAUUGACACAAUCAACUUUGUGUGCGCCAGCUUUUCUUGUCAACCACUCGCUGGUGCCGUCGGUUCUCAACGUAAAUUCCAGCGCCCGUUGCUGCCAUGUAGCCAUACUAAAUUAAAUUCCAGAGAGCAAUUGCGGGACCACGAGGAUAGAGUCAACAGGCUAGAGGCAGAACUGGACGAACACAGACGACAUCCUCCGGAAAGAGGCGCGAAAGCUCUCACUGUACAGAAUUAUAAAGAGAAGGACGCGUAUUUGCAUCACGAGUUGAAGCGGUACAAGACAUACGCCUACUUGCUUCGUUCCCGACUGGCGUUCAACGAGGUAGAGCCGUCGUCACUGGUGGAAAGCAGCAUCGGCGAAGUGGACGAAGGCGUUCCCAUCGGACCUCCCGGAUCCUUAGCAAACGCGGAAGGGGCUCUGAUACCGCCGCCGGUCCCUGAACGGCCAACCGCAGCUAAUAGGUACAGUUAUAGGACCGCCAUUUACGGUAGCGGUCGCAAUCUGCUGAACGGUGGCCACCAGGACUAUAAUGCCACCGGUGGCGACAUUGGUUGACACGAUGCUUUCGGCUUGUGCGGGCUUGUCUGACCCUGGUGCUGGUGCUGGUGCUGGUUAAGUUGAUGGUUAAUGGUAGACACGAACAGUGACGCAAACUAACGAUAUACUUAUCGCGGCGCUUUGCACACACCCCAAUGGUGGUAUGACGUAUCCAUUCGAUGUAUCUACCCGACAGUGGCAAGACUAUUAAAUCAAGUUUUACUUUCAAUAUUAAAUUCAAUUUUUGAGUUAAUAUUUAGAUAUGAAUACAAAUAGAAUAAUGUUAA